AAUCAGUGAGAAUAACAGCAAAAACGAAAAGAACAAUUGCUACAUGUUUUGUUUUCUCCUUCCAUUUAUCCAUUUAACAUUAUAAAUAAAAUGAACAAAAAAAAAAUUUAUCCUUUAUUAGCAUUAAUUCAUAUUAACGGAGCGGUUCCUGAUCAUCCCUCAAAUUAUUCUUUAUAAAGAAACUGAUUGGAAAUCAAGUCAGCAUUACGAGAUUGAUUAAACAAGCACUCGAAGACUCAUACAAGACACAAAUUGGAAGACAUAGUGUUGAUGAUUUUCCAACAUCUCAUUCAUUUCCAAUAUUCAUGAAAAAUAGGCCUACCAAUUAUCUUAAAACUUCGGUAGUGGAAUGUCAACGCAAACACCAACGCGUUAUACUUCUCCAUUGGAUCGCAUAAUCUGAGCUCGCGCGUUGUUAUCGAUGAAAAUGUACAAAACGCAAAUCUUCGCAUGGAGUUAACAAGGACUCUACAUAAUAAAAAAAAUGUAAAAUUCUGAUCCUGAAUUUAAAAAAUGUAAAGAAGAGAAAAUUUGAUGCAGACAAUGUGAUCAAUCCUUGAAUUAAAUUCCAUUAGGGAGUCGGGUGUGGUGUCGGGUGGGUCACAAUCACGAAACCAAAAGCGUGUUUGUUAUCCCAUUACACGAAACCACUUAUUAUCUCCGAAUCCAAAUCGAAUUUCCCUUUUCUCGAAUGAAAUCAUUUAGGCCGGAUACCGAACCAAAAAAAACAUCCGUUCUCCGCCAGUGGCCAGCAAUACAGUUUAUACACGAACAAAGGCCAAGAAACGCUGCGAAAAUUUGCAGUCACUUCAAAUCACCGAGUUGAACAAGCAAACAAAAAGGCGAAACAAGGACAAAACAUUCUUUAGGGCCUCAGACGUGUGAAACUCUCAAGAGCGAGACAAAAUUGGUGAAAAUGUUUUAUUUCUUACACAAUUCUUUAUUCAACAGAACGGGCACUGCUGGGAAUUUUGCUUCCCUUGUUGGCCAAUCAGAUCGUUCAGAUUAGUGAACUUGAAAUAUUACCCAAAGCAGAGAACGACGAAAAGGUGAUUGAACAAGGCUCAACCCUAACACUCACUUGCAUCGAAAAGUCUCCCCAUCAUCACUUGUCGGAUAAUUUCACCGAGCUAAAAUGGAUACUUCCCCAAUUCACAGACCCUCUUAUUGAAGAAACAGAUAAUCGCUUCAGUUUAACUGAUAUAAAGAAUGAAACGCACCUGAUGUCGACCAUGACUUUGAUCAACAUUACAACCAAUGACACGGGCUUUUAUGAAUGUCAAGGGAGAAUCCAAUCACGGAAUCGAUACGUUUAUGUCUUCAGUUGGCAACGAAGAUUUUGAUUUGACAGGACCCCAAAAUUUUUCCAGCAACAAGUUAGAAGCCAAAACAUCAAUCUUCGAUCCUGUCACGUUCCUCGAGGAAGAAAAACACGAAAUUAAUGUGCCCACCCUGACUACAACUUUAAUCGGAUUAUGUGCAUUUAGUGUGGGGAUUUUUGGCAUCAAAAUUCACCUCAACAAAAGAAAGGUGAAAAGACAACUUGAAAAAAUGUUGAAUGGAGAUCCGAGCAGAAUCGAUCCGGAAGUGCCGUUGGAAUAUCAAACGGAAUUCCUGCCAUACGAUAGAAAAUGGGAGUUUCCAAGGAAACGGCUGAGACUCGGUCAAGAACUGGGAUCUGGUUGCUUCGGUCGAGUUGUGAAAGGGGAAGCCGUAGGCAUCAAAGACUCUGAUGAAACAGUGACCACAGUGGCCGUUAAAAUGACUAAACUAACGGCCAAGUCUCACAACGCACUGGACGUUCUUAUAAAGGAAUUAAAAAUGAUGAUUCAUUUGUGGGAGCACUUGAAUAUCGUUAAUUUAAUGGGGGCCUGCACAAAUACCAACAUCAAAGAAGAAAUUCUGGUCAUCAUCGAAUUCUGUAAAUUUGGCGAUUUAAAAUCGUAUUUAAUCAAACACCGGGAUCAAUUUAUUAACGAGUUGAACGCGUUGGGUAAUAUGCCACCCACGAACGAAACGGCAACAAAUGAUGUGACACAACAUCCAUCGGUCGCAAUGAAACUGGUCAACGAAAUUUCGGAAUUGCAAACUCACGAGCCAGCACAUGUGACAGAAAUGCCCGAACGAGAUCAAACAUACAAGAGCAGAAAAGAUUCGGACGCAAAUUUUACUCAAAUAAUCAAGACGAGCGACUUGAUUUCAUGGUCAUACCAAAUUGCUCGAGGGAUGGAGUUCUUGGCCAGCAAAAAGGUUCUGCACGGUGAUUUGGCCGCCCGCAAUGUCCUUUUGGCCGAUCACGGAGUCGUCAAAGUGGCCGAUUUCGGAAUGGCCAGACAAAUGAAGGAUUACGAAUGCGAAAAAGAGGGAGAGGAAUUAUUUCCAGUUCAGUGGAUGGCAAUAGAAUCCCUGACCAUUAACAUUUUUUCCAGCCAAUCAGAUGUCUGGUCCUACGGGAUUCUCUUGUGGGAAAUCUUUUCCCUUGGCAAUGUUCCAUAUCCAGGAAUGGAGAAUGGCUGGAUACUUGUAAGGGAAAUUCAAAAUGGGUGCCGAAUGGAAAAACCGGAAUACUCGCCCAAUUUUUUGGGAGAAAUAAUGAAAAACUGUUGGCAAAAAAAUCCGAAUGAGAGGCCGACUUUCUCUCAACUGGCAGGGGUGAUCGAAAAACAAAUCGAAGCGCUGGGCAGCUUAGAUUAUUUGAACAUGAAUAGCCCAGCUAAUGAAGUUGGUCAAACCGACGAGAUGAAAGUGCAUUCCAAUUCUAACAAAUCGCUUGAAAAUUGUUAAAUUAUUAAACGAUG
This is a messenger RNA of Daphnia pulicaria, 2798 nucleotides long. RefSeq names its product vascular endothelial growth factor receptor 1-like. Gene Ontology annotation, biological process: protein phosphorylation; positive regulation of kinase activity; multicellular organism development. Lineage: Eukaryota; Metazoa; Arthropoda; Branchiopoda; Diplostraca; Daphniidae. The record is from RefSeq and is a predicted model, not a curated record. The coding region runs from base 1258 to 2784 and encodes 508 amino acids. Gene Ontology annotation, molecular function: transmembrane receptor protein tyrosine kinase activity; ATP binding. The transcript has 11 exons. Gene Ontology annotation, cellular component: signaling receptor complex.